AUGUUCGACUCCGCAUUCAACUGGGAAGGUGGUCUUUUUGGUUACCUUGAGAAGUACCCUGAGGAGGGGAAGGGGUUCAACGUCGUCCAGAAGCUUUCGACGUCAAGUCAAGCCAGAUGGACUUCUGUCUACCCUUGCCACACCCUCUUGGAUUCCGACCCAAACCUGCCGCUUCUUGUCGAUGUGGGAGGUAGUAUUGGCCAAGAUCUCAAGCCGUUCGUGGAGAAAUAUCCAGAGACAGCGUCGAGGCUGUACUUGCAAGACCUCCCGUCCGUCAUUGCAGAUGAGGAAGCCUGCCAGGUCAAGGGGAUCAACAAACUUGCGUAUGACUUCUUCAAACCUCAACCAAUCAAGCAUGCGCGGGCGUAUUACAUGCACCAUAUUCUCCACGAUUGGCCUGACAAAGUCGUCCUCAAAAUUCUCGAGAACCAAAAGGCUGCCAUGAAGCCAGGGUACAGCAAGAUCCUGAUUCAUGACCAUGUGUUAGAUGACAGCAGGCCUGUGCAUCCUCAUGCUGCGAGUUACGACAUCACUAUGAUGGCGUUUGGUUCUGCCAAGGAGCGCACGGAGAGAGAGUGGCGCGAGCUGAUCGAGUCAAUUGGAUUGAAGAUUGUUAAGAUAUGGGGUUCACCGUCAUCGGUACAAGGGAUUCUUGAGGUCGAGCUUAUGGAAGGAGCGGCAAAGCUUUAA
Molecule: messenger RNA, 690 nt
Organism: Colletotrichum chrysophilum
Lineage: Eukaryota; Fungi; Ascomycota; Sordariomycetes; Glomerellales; Glomerellaceae
Exons: 2
Coding region: 1-690 (229 amino acids)
Molecular function (GO): O-methyltransferase activity
Source: RefSeq, a predicted model, not a curated record